Condylostylus longicornis is the source of this 3150-nucleotide messenger RNA. RefSeq lists its product as uncharacterized. The record is from RefSeq and is a predicted model, not a curated record. NCBI's taxonomy places the organism in Eukaryota, Metazoa, Arthropoda, Insecta, Diptera, Dolichopodidae. Bases 234 to 1268 code for a protein of 344 amino acids. Gene Ontology annotation, molecular function: sequence-specific DNA binding. The transcript has a single exon.
UUUCGAAUUUCAAGCAUAAAAUAUAAAUAACAACUUAAUAACAACUUUAUUUUUGAAAAAUAAAUAAAAGGAAAUAUCGAUAAAAUUUUAAGUAAUCUGACUACCAUGAAAAAAAUUCUUUCAUAAUGUAAUAAACGUGUGAAAAAUAUACUAUUGAAGUGUUAUUGUUUGGCUAAAGAUUUAUAGAAGAACUUACAAUUUACAUUACAUCUGAUUGCUUACAAUUUUAAAUCAUGGUAUAUGCUUGUGUGGUACCCGGAUGUCAAUCCAAUUACCGAUAUAAAAAUGGUUGUGUUAAAAAACAUAUACCUGCUUUCAAUUUUCCUAAAAAAAAAGAAUUGAGAGAAGCUUGGUUAAAAGCUAUUCGUCGGAAAUACUAUAUGGUAAAUCAAAACAGCUCUGUUUGUAUUUUACAUUUUUCAAGUGAUUGUUUCUCUCCUGAUUCAAAUGGAACACGUUUGUUAACUAAUGCAAUUCCCAAUAUAUUUCCCAUUGUGUCAAAUUUGAAUAAAAGAAAAGAAAAUUGGGACGAUAAUCUUAUUGGAAAUUUUUCAAAUUUAUUAAGCGAAAUUGAAAAGAAAGUUAAUUUAAACCAGUGGUUUUUAUAUAACAAUAAAUAUUUUGUUGUUUUGUGCCACUUUAAAAAUGACAAACAAUAUGGAUGUAAAUUUAAAUUUAGAAUUAAAAUUAAUCGAGAAUUACGAGUGCGUUGCUUUUCAGAUGAAUUCGAAGUACCAUCAGAAAAAUUUGAAAGUAUUUUACCUAAAACAAUGAAAAUUGAAUUUUGGAAUCAACUUAGAAAAUUGUUAUGUUUUGUAAAUAAUAUGGAACAUAUUACUAUUCGAAAUGAUUCUUCAUUUUAUUUAACUCAUGCUUUGGAAUAUUUACAAAAAUACAAAGCAUCAAAAGAAAAUGAAAAUAUAAGAUUUUUAGAUAUAGCAAUGGAUCAGAUUAGAAUGUUAACAACAAAACGUUUUAAAUACAGUACUAAUUCAAUUAAAAUGUCAUUUUCUAUUUUUAAAUAUUCAAAACCUUCGUAUUCAAUAUUAAGUAAUUUUCUCGCUGUUCCUUCUGAUAGAUAUCUUCAGUCACUUUUAAAUAAAACUCGUAUGAUAGAAAAUAAUAAAAAUGAAGAUCAUAUUAAAAAUACUUCUAUCAUAGAAACUUUAUCGGUGGAAAGAGUUGCAGAAUCACCAAGACAAAAUGAAAUUGAUAUUAUUUCAGAAGACACUAUUGAAUGGGUGGACGUUGAUAUGGUAUCUAUCUAAUUGAAAAAAAGUUCAGAAGAAUUUAUUAGUAAUGAAAAACAUAGAAAUUAGUUUUAAUUGUCGGAUAACAUCGAUAAAUAUAUUUUUCAAUUUUAAGAGUUCUGUAAAUAUACAUUAACUAUUGUAUUUUAUAAUAUUAUGAAUACAUUUUUAGAAGUAAUGUAACAAUAUACAGAUAUUAAAAAAAAAAAUAAAUUAUUAUAUUAACAGGAAGUUUAUACUUUACGUUUUUAUAAUUGAAAAAUGUUAACAAUAUUUUAAAUUUUUAUGAAUAAAGUUCAUAUUAAAUACAUAUAUUUUUUAUCAAUAUCAUUAAUUAUAAAUUUUAAACUAUUUUCCCAACAUUUUCUGCUGUACUGGUUUUUAUUUUUCUUCACAAUCAAAUAAAAUGAAAUUUUUGUAAAAUUAUUCAUUAAUAAAUUCGGUAGCAAAAUUAUUUUAAAAGAAAACAAAAUUUAGAAAAAAAAAAUUAAGAAUUUUUCUAAAUUAAAAAUAAAAGAUAUAAAAAAAAUAUUGUUUGUAUUAUUGUAUUUCUAUUAUGGUAAUUCUAUGUACUUUAUUAUGUACAUAUUAUGUACAUAUAAUUACAUAAUUUUAUUAAUAAUUAAAAUAAUGUUUUCAAACUUUUAAAUAGGAACAGUUUUAUGGUACAACAAAUAAGUAUAUAUUUAUAUAAAUAGAAUAAAAUAUAACCUAACGAAUAUUCACAUAAUUUGGAAUAAAAGCAACUAUUAGUCUAUGGAUUGUGCGAAUUGAAAACAUUUAAUUUUUUGAUGAGAUCCUUUUAUCUUCUAGACACCUAUACACUUUCUUUGAUAACAAGUUUUUUUUUAAAGUAAAAUUUGAUAAUUUUUCAUGAACAUAAUUUCAUUGACUUGCUUAUUAUGUUCACAUGUAAAAAUAUUUAGAUUUUUCAAAAUUUUUCUGCUAUGUAUGUACUUUAUUAUGUAGUCGCUUUACAAAGCAUACAUAUUUAUUUUUUUAAUGCAGCUCAAAGAAUACAAUCACUUAUUCUAGUUUUUGUUGUUGAAAAAAUUCAAUAAAGAUGAAUGAGAUAUUUUUGAGUUUAAGUAUUCAUUACAAAAUAAAUAAUCUGGGCAAAAAAGUUGUCUCAAAUUUUGGUUUUAGAUUUAGUUCAUAAAAAACCUUUGAAGAUGUUAAAAACUCAUCACCAAUAUUCUGUUAGUCGCAUCACUUGAGGUAAUUGUAAAUAAUUUUGUUUUUCUGUAAAAACCAAAAAAUUACAAGUUGUCUCAAGGACAACAAAUCACGUCAAGUGAUGCGACUAAAAGAAUAUGGGUGUAUGCCUUAGCUCCAAUUUGAUUUUUAGUGGGCAUUGAGCGUAUGACAAGCAAUUAUUGACAAAUUAAUCAGUAUCUUGCAAACUAAUUGCAAGAUUUUUAAUAUCCAACUUUGUUAAUUUUAUUUAUUCUUUUCUUUUAGAUCUAUUUUGUAUUGAUUGUAUUCGUGCCAUUUCAAUGAAUAAUUUAAUUAAUUUUAGCUAAACGUUAUAAAUUGAAUGUGAAAAUAUUUUCAUUUACUUUACAUUUUUUAUGAUCGACUAAAUCCACCUAAAUAAUAGGUGCAUAUUUUAAAAUGUUUUUCAAUUCGUACACAAUAUUAUGUUUUUUUCUUAAAAUUUAAAAUUUUUUUCUUCAAUAAUAAUCCAAUAUUUAUUUUUAUAAUUAAGUAUAUACUAUUAUAAGCUUGGUUAAAGUGCACUAUAUUUUAUGCAAUUACAAUUUUUCUAUAACUUUUUCUACCUAAUAUUUAAUUAUCCAUUAAUAUAAUUUUGAAUUUUAAGUAACAUUUUAAAUUUUCUUUAAAAAAUACAAUAACAUAUGUGGGUUAUUUAAUUAAUAAUAUUAGAGGUGAUUUAUGU